Hemicordylus capensis (graceful crag lizard) is the source of this 4463-nucleotide messenger RNA. RefSeq names its product tripartite motif containing 59 (gene TRIM59). The record is from RefSeq and is a predicted model, not a curated record. The coding region runs from base 895 to 2118 and encodes 407 amino acids. The transcript is spliced from 5 exons. NCBI's taxonomy places the organism in Eukaryota, Metazoa, Chordata, Lepidosauria, Squamata, Cordylidae. Gene Ontology annotation, cellular component: cilium; intraciliary transport particle B; centrosome. Gene Ontology annotation, molecular function: zinc ion binding. Gene Ontology annotation, biological process: cilium assembly.
GGAAAGACGAAAUCGCCUCCUUAAGUCUGGAAGCAGCAAGGGGGAGAAAUGGAAAGCUGCAUAAGGCAGCCAAGAGGGCCAGUCCAGACGCCCGGCCAGCCCUGCUUGGCUGGCUCUCGCGCUUGAACAGUGCCCAGUUAACCGUUAACGGUUUGACCGAACUGUGCAUUUAAACGCCCCCCUCUCCGCUUCGUGUACUUUUGAACUGAACUCUCUGCGGCGGCGGAUUGGCUCGAGGGGCACAUGCGCAAACGCUGGGGCUGCUUCCCUUUCCUCUUCUCUAGCGACUCUGAUUGGAGGAGCAGAAAGAAGAGUUUAAGCCGCUCGAGUGGGACUCGCUCCAGACUGCUGAGGGGACGAGCUGUGGGGGCUGCCUUCGUGGGGAGGACGGCCGAGGCGAGCAGCUACUGGUUACGGGCUGCGCGUGUCUACACGUAUGUGUACAUGGGGAUAUACAAGGCAAAUUUGGAGCAGGAGGGGUGGACUCCAGGCGUGGAGGAUUCAAUCUUGCCAUUGGCGUCGCUGCUCAACGCCCCCCCCACCCCCGGUGUCUCAGGUCGUGAUCCUCCAGCUCUUCGUAUAAUGUCAGUCCCAUCACUGGGAUUUCCUUGCAAGUAAUUGACUAGAAACGAAGAUCUGCAACAUUGACAACUCAGGCUGCCUGGAGCAGCUACAGAGAAGACCCACCUCUGAGUCGCCACCAGACAAACUGGUGGUAACUGGAGAUGGACUUCCUCAGGUGACCUUAACGUGCCGUGGUUAUAAUGUAGAAGAAGGUGCUCUCUAAGAUAACUUGGACCUAAGAUGUACAGGACUUUAAAGGAAAAUAGAAACUUGUUCUUUCUCAGCAGUACCUGAUCCUUGGGCUGACUUGUACCAAUUUACUGUAAUUUCAUGGAAAUGCAUCAUUUUGAAGAGGAACUAACUUGUUCCAUAUGCUAUAGUAUAUUUGAUGACCCCCGUAUACUGCCUUGUUCACACACAUUUUGUAAAAGCUGUUUGGAAAGUGUUCUUCAGUUAUCAAGCAACUUUUCCAUAUGGAGACCCUUAAGACUUCCAUUGAAAUGUCCCAACUGUAGAAGCAUUGUUGAAAUUCCUCCGUCUGGUACAGACUCAUUGCCUGUAAACUUUGCACUAAAGGCUAUUAUUGAAAAGUAUCAGCAAGAAGAGCGUCCAGAGGUUGCUACAUGUAGUGAACAUUAUAGACAGCCACUAAAUGUUUACUGUCUUUUAGACAGAAAAUUAGUGUGUGGCCAUUGUCUUACUAUAGGAAAACACCAUGGACAUCCUAUAGAUGACCUUCAGAGUGCCUACAUGAAAGAAAGAGAAACUCAUGGCAAACUCCUUGAACAGUUGACUGAUAAACACUGGACUGAAGUAUGUUUGCUUAUUGAAAACCUGGAAGAACAGAAAGCUCAGUGUGAAAGCAUUGUUCAGGAGGAUAAAAAAACGGUGUUGCAAUAUUUUAAGAGACUCAGUGAUAUACUAGGUAAUAAAAAACAAGCUUUGCUUGCAGCUUUGGAUGAAUUGAAGAUGCAGAUUGUGGCGGAAUAUGAUCCUCUCAUUGAAAAGAUGAAGGGAAUAAGAGAAGAGCAACUUGAGUUAAUGUCUCUGAAUACAUUGGUUCAGGAGGAAGAGUCUCCCCUUCUUUUUCUGGAGAAGAUUGAGGAUAUAUGCCAGCGUGUUAAAGCUUUGAAGCAAAAACCAUUACCAAAUGUAGAACCUGUUGAAAUCUACCCUCGAAUAGGACAAGUGUUGAAGGAUGUAUGGAUCAAAACUGAAAUUGGUCAGAUUAACAAGGUUCUUAUUCCCAAAAUAAAGCUGGUUUCAAAAGGAAAAGUAUGCAGCCGUGGCUGUGAGAAGAAGAUAAAAUCUAAAGAGUUCUUGUCCGUAAACCCUCUCUCAGUUAUACUUAUUCUCUCAGUUCUGGCAAUUGUUGUCAUCUUUAGCCAACACUUAUUCAUAAAUCAAAUUGCCUUCCCCUGUAUUCUGGAUGCCUUACAAAUAGUUUAUGAAGACUUCAGUAAAAGGUUGCAAAAGGUGGUGGAACCCCUGUGGCAUACCUCUAAUCUUAUAUUUGAAUAUCUAUGUAGAGUAGUUUUUUCCUCCUCCAUGUGAGUAUUUAAAGUAGCAACUUGUGUUAAGGACAAUGUAACUUCCAUGGAUUGCUUUAAUUAAAAAAAAAAAAUCUUUAUAGCUUGAUGCUAAACAUGGCUGAGGGAGUGUAUUGACAGCUGCGUCACAAACUGUGAUCUCACCCCAGCAUUGCAAAAUAUCCAGGAUGAAUAUUAUAUUAAGAAUAAGACCAGUUCCUUGGAAUUGCUAGAAUACAUGCACAAGCUGCUACCUCUUGCAAAGGUGCCUACAAGGAGAGAUUAGAAGGAAUUGUAUAGGCAGGCUGGGAGUCCUUUGGUUGUUUUCUUAAUUGCUCAUGUGUAGAAAAUACCAAAGAUUUCAGUGUUUUUUUAAUUUUAUCCUAGAAAAGUAUGAGAGUGACAUACACAGUUUUCCUUACUCUGGAGCAAGGGCUCCCUAAUGAGUCUUACUCCGGAUUAAGGUUCCUUGUUUCAGAGUAUGGAAAACUGUAUGCCAUCUUUAUUUUUCAGUUUUAUAGAAAACAAAGGACAUUGUGCAACAUCCAGUCUAGAAAGUCAUGAAAUGAAAGCACUAUUGAAAUCAAUUGGGGAAGUUAGUCAUUACUACCUUAGCUCCUUUUAAGUUAAUUAUGGCUAAAUUCCUUUGAAAUUUGUCUGGAUGCUGUAUAAUGAAUCCUAAAUCUUCAAAAAGGAACUGAGAUACAGAAAAGGAAGUGUUUGGCUUUUGACUCCAUAGCCCUUGUUGAAAACAAUAAAAAUUGUAACCCAUAUAUAUUUUAUUGAUUGUGUUUGGCAUAUUUGCAGAGAGUUUACUUCUUAGUGUUUCAGUAGGAGUUUUAAUUCUGUUGGCUUAAGAUUUGUUCAGUCCCUUUUGUUUCAAGCUUUGUGGAUGUUCACUGUAAAUUUUGGUAUAAACCUUUGCUCUGUUUUUCAAAUUGGGCAUGAUGCUGUAGAUGACAGUUCUCUUAGUGGUACAGACUACGUUGCUUAUCUCAUUUUAUACCAUAAUUCUAACCACCUUUACUCUUAAGUGGCUUGAUUUCCAUGUCACUUGUUGCCAAGUUAAUGUGCUGAUGACCGUUUUUUUUAAAAAGCCUUGAGAUACCUACUUCUAAAGCUCUCCCUAGAUUUGAACCUGAGCCACUUCUAAAAUAAUUGUACAUUAAAUGUUUUCAUAUUCUUAUUUUAGAAGUGCAUCCUGUGAUUGCGCAUUGGGCUCACUGAGGGUAUCCACUCUGGUUUCUGAGACUGGGGAAUUGACAUUAACUGACAGUAAGGGAGAGAAUACCUGGAUUGGGAUAUCGGAUCACACAAAGCUUUAUUCUGAAAAAUUACAAGGAAGGAAAUUGGCUGUUCUUGAACCAGUGUAAUGUCAUAAUAUUUAACAUCACACCUUCACAGAAUCAGUGCAGAUCAGCUGUACAUAAAAUAUGUUGAAAUGGGCAGUGCUGAUUUUUGGUACUUGCAUCUGUAGUUGUUAAUACCAGAUCUGUAGUGCUUAAUGAUAUUGUAACAGAUGUUAAUGAGGAACACUUGAAAAAAUACUUUUUAUUCUGCGCUAGAGAGGGCAGCUAACCAGUCUACAACUUUAUCAUGCAAAAAUAGGGGAAAUGGUUGAUAGAAAGCACUGUGUGCAAAACCCACCCUUUGUAUAGGAAUAAAGAUAGUAAUCUCUGCCUAUUUCUCCAGUUGGUCCAUAAACCUAGUACACAACAGCUGCAUUCAAAAUCCAAAAUGGUGGCAAUCACUUAGCCAUCUGCACCACAUACCAUUUUUGGUGCACAACUACAGAUGAUGAAAUGGAGCAGUCUGUAUGGGAUUUGGAUUUGUAGAACACCAUGCAGUUGCUUGUGUGACAAUGUCCUCUCAUCUAAUCUCUAAAAUGUUUGUGUGUGUGUCUGUCUUCUGGUAUAGUCAGUUUUGUAACUUUAGAUAAUAGAACUUGUAAUUGAUUUUUUUCCAGAUUUUAUAAAUUCAGAAUUUGUACUUUUCAUAUAGUAAAUAUUUUAAUCAUUUUAGCUACCAUAACAUUUUGACAGUGCUUUUAUUUAACCUUAUAUAAAUAUGAAAAUGUUUUAAUAAAAAUGAGAAAAUUAACUCUCCUCUUCUUAGGAAACGCUUAGAUUAAAGUGGUGCUGAAGUUAUUACUAUGGCAUUUCUUAGUGCAGGGACAGGUAAAUUGUGUAAUCCUGAGGACCAUUUUUCAGAUGGGCUUGAGCUGGUAAAGCGUUUUUUAAUUGUUUGAAGAAUUUUAAUAAACCAAACAAGUUGUUCAUAAUACAGUCAUUUCUCCAAAAGGUGGGGGAAGGUAACAGUAACUGCAUAAAUGAUAUAUAUUAACAAUAAUAAAACUGUUCAUAAAGCAAA